AUGGGCAAUCGAAAGAUAGCAAUCAUUGGCGCAGGCCCAGCUGGAUGCUUGUUAGCAAGACUUCUUCACCUCGCAGGUACAGAAGUAACUGUCUUCGAGGGUGAAGCUCAUCCGAACUUCCGAUCUCAAGGAGGUACCCUGGAUCUACACACAGCUACAGGCCUCGCAGCUCUCAAGGAAGCUCAACUCUUUGAUGACUUUCUCAAACACGCUCGCUACGAUGGACAAUACAUGGCCAUUGUGGACAAGGACCUGGAAUACCAUCUCGAACGAAACGCGGUCGGGAAAUACAAUAAGAUCGAAGAACGUCCUGAAAUUGAUCGUUCUAGUCUCCGAGAGAUCCUAUCAAAUUCACUACCCGAGGGUAUGAUCAAAUGGGGCUACCAUCUCAAAAAGGUCCAAGGUCAAUCCCUUGUUUUCGAGCAUACUACAGUCAACGGAUUCGAUCUCAUUGUUGGCGCAGACGGCGCGUGGAGCAAAGUCCGGAAAGAAAUCGAUCCAAGUCUCGUUCCGGAAUUUGCGGGUAUCGGGAUGUUUGAGUUGGAGAUCACAGAUGCUGAGAAGAACGCUCCAGAGCUGUCUAAGCUGGUGAACAGAGGAAGCAUCUUUGCCAGUACCGAUGGCAACCGCACAACCAUUCAACAAAUGGGUGAUGGCAGUUUAAAUGUUUACUGCGGUUUUGUGACGGACAGCCCGGACUGGUACAAGCCAGAAACUUGUGGUUUCAAUCCUCACGAUCUGAAGGAGACGACACGGGCGUUGCUCGAGACAAGAUAUAAGGAUUGGGACCCUCGACUCAAACAAGCAAUCGAAUUAUCAAACGGCCGCUGUAACCCAAGAUCGCUAUUUAUGCUUCCUGUCGGCAGUAAGUGGGAGCACAAGCAAGGCCUGACUCUAAUUGGCGAUGCAGCUCAUCUCAUGACACCUUACGCUGGUGAAGGCGUUAACCAGGCUCUUGAUGAUGCGAUGCUACUUGCCAAAGCAAUCAAUGGAGCGGCUGAUAAGAGCGAUCAAGAACUAGACAAGGCGGUCAAGAGUUUCGAAGAGGUCAUGUUUGCGCGUGUCGGUCCAGUUCAGGAACUUACAUGGGGAUUGUUACAGGACUGGAUGUAUACGCCUGGAGCGCCCAAAUCUGUCAUGGCAAAGUCAAUGAGCAGACACAUAAAGCAUCGGUUGCCAUUGGUGCUUCAACCAUUGGGUGUGGCGGCUGUGCAUGGUUAUUAUUUUCUGAAGAAUAAGAACUUGGUGAGCUGA
Molecule: messenger RNA, 1254 nt
Organism: Fusarium poae
Lineage: Eukaryota; Fungi; Ascomycota; Sordariomycetes; Hypocreales; Nectriaceae
Exons: 2
Coding region: 1-1254 (417 amino acids)
Molecular function (GO): FAD binding
Source: RefSeq, a predicted model, not a curated record